This is a messenger RNA of Aureococcus anophagefferens, 285 nucleotides long. RefSeq lists its product as hypothetical. Lineage: Eukaryota; Pelagophyceae; Pelagomonadales; Pelagomonadaceae. Gene Ontology annotation, biological process: heterochromatin formation; DNA damage response; leading strand elongation. Gene Ontology annotation, molecular function: chromatin DNA binding; protein heterodimerization activity. The annotation marks the transcript as partial. Gene Ontology annotation, cellular component: CHRAC; epsilon DNA polymerase complex. The transcript has a single exon. The record is from RefSeq and is a predicted model, not a curated record.
GACUUCGAGCCGCCGGCGGCGUGCAUCAACCGCAUCGUCAAGGCGGCCCUGCCCGACAGCACGCAGGUGACGCGCGAGGCGAAGACGGCCUUCGCCAAGGCCGCGGGCAUCUUCAUCAUCUACCUGACGACCUGCGCCAACGACGUCUGCAAGGACAAGAAGCGCCAGACCGUGUCCGCGGCCGACGUGCUCCAGGCGUUCGCGGAGUUGGAGCUCGAGGAGAUGAAGGACACGCUCCAGGACUUCCUGGCCCACUUCCGCCAGGCCGAGGGCACGAAGCGCAAG